Danaus chrysippus (African queen) is the source of this 1992-nucleotide messenger RNA. The record is from the annotation of a GenBank genome assembly. NCBI's taxonomy places the organism in Eukaryota, Metazoa, Arthropoda, Insecta, Lepidoptera, Nymphalidae.
AUGCAAUGUGCCGCCACUGGUGAUAGACCUCCUCAGUUUGUUUGGGAGCGAGAUGGAGUUACUGUUUCAAGCAACACAGAUCCUAGGUAUGCGUUAGGACAAAUUAUGACGACAGAUAACUCUGUAAUAGCCCAACUCAAUAUAACAAGGGUUCGAGUAGAAGAUGGUGGAUUAUAUGCUUGUAUAGCGAAAGAAGGUGAACAUGUAGCCAGCAGUGAGAACAGACUGGACGUUUAUGGUCCACCUUACAUUCGAUCACUACCACCAAUUAAGGCACAGAGUGGUGAAUCAAUAAAUCUCAGAUGUCCAUUCUAUGGAUAUCCCAUAAGCAAAGUCGAUUGGGAACACAAAGGCAAAACAGUUAACCUAAACAAUCUUUUUCAAUCACGUUAUAAAAGAACACAAAAUCACCAGAAAAGAAAAUCAAGAAGAAUGACAUCACCGUCUGGUGAAAUGGCUAGACGUUCGUUUGAAAUACAAGUUAUAGAGGCACCUAUUUUGGAGGAUUUACUGCUUGGUAAUAACCUACAGGAAGGUCAAAUAGUAAAUAUUUAUUGCAACGUACGAAGCGAUGAUUUACCGAUACAUUUCGAAUGGUUGAAAGACGGAAAGAGAAUUUCAAGCAAUUUGAAGGUAGUCGAAAGAAGUUCGGAAUUAUUCAGUGCACUAGUGAUCAAGAAAGUUGCAUUGGAACAUUGUGGUACAUAUACUUGCGUGGCAUCCAACCACGUAGCGAAGGUCAAUAAGUCUACGGAAUUGUAUAUCAAAGUUGCGCCCAAAUGGCUAGAAGAACCAUCACAUUCGUCUCUCUUGCUCGGAAGAAAAGGCAUUGUAUCAUGCAGUGCGAGCGGCUAUCCACAACCACAAGUACAUUGGAUGAAAAAAGAUGCUCUUCUGGGUACUUGGCAACCUGUCCUUGAACUAGCUGGAGGAGGAAUCCUAAGUCUUCCCAACGGAAGUCUUGUCAUUGAAGAAGUUUCUUUGACAGACGAGGGCUUGUAUUCGUGUAAUGUGGAAAAUGGUGUUGGAACACCAUUGAGCAAAACCGUCUGGAUGACAGUCAAUAAACCAGUGCACUUUGACACGGCAUCAGCUAAUGUGACAUCACGACUUGGCCACGCCGUCUCUUUGGAAUGUCGCGCGCUUGGUGAUGACCCUAUCAGAAUCACAUGGAACCAUAAUGGAAACAAUAUAGACUUCCAAAGUCACAGAGCAAAACACUCAGAGACGAAAACCUCGCUUGGUGUAACCAGCACCAUAAAUAUACAGUAUUCAGAAACAGCCGACGCUGGCUUCUAUCAAUGUAGAGCGAGCAAUCCGUAUGGAUCAGCUAGCUUCAACACAUUCCUUACUAUAUUAGAACCCCCCACCCCUCCAGCCGAACUCAGAGUAGAAUCAGUUAGAUCUCGUACAGCAUCAGUUUCAUGGAGAGACGGGGCACACGCCGAGUAUUACACAUUACAACACACGCCCGCUCAUUACGCCGAUGACUGGGAAUACGCCGUUAGUCUUAAUAUUACGAGGAAAGGCAACGACAUUCGUCAAACGAUAGAACUACAGAAUAUCCGACCUGCGACGGCUUACGCGGUGCGAGUAGCAACUGGUAAUGAAGUGGGUGUCAGUCGUUUUACGGAGCCUGUACAUUUUACAACACACGAGGAAGCUCCAUCGUCAACACCUAUUAAUAUACAAAUUGAACAAACUGACAAUCCUGGAGACUUAUUCGCUGUGCCACAAAAAGGAUCAUCUAUUUUAGCGGACACUGAUACAAAGACUCUGAAAGUGUCAAAGUUAUCCGGAAAACAAGAAACAGUUAUCAGUGGUCUACUCAAAAAUACCAGAUAUGCUGUUUCCAUAUCAGCUUUCAACACCGCCGGAUCAGGUCCAUUUUCGAUUCCAGUAUUUCAAGAUACUAUGGAAGGAGCUCCCGAAAUCGCCCCAUCAUCAGUUGAAUGUACGGCUGUGUCAUUUACGUCACUACGCAUCGGUUAG